CUUCUUGCCCAGCCGCACGCUUGCUCCGGGCCCGCUAGCCGCGUGGUGGCCGCAUCGCGCUGAUCGCGGGGCGGGGCGGGGACGGAGACGCCCAGGGCGCGCGAGUUGGGGGAGAUGAAGAAGAUCUGGGUGAAGAAACGUCUCCAGAAAAGCGGUCACUCACGGCGUUUUGGACGCUUCACGCAUGUUUUCCGCUCCUGCAGAAAGCAAAGUUACGACUCGGAGCCGGGAGAAGAUGAUGCCAGCAGUACACAGGUGACCCAACGCACCCAUCUCCAGGAUGAGACAACCUACAGCUCCCCUACAGGGGAGUCGGACACUCUGGUGGAUGCCUCCAUGAAGACAACGCCAACCUCGGCACCAGGACUGUGCCAUCCAGAUGAGCAGGCCAGCUGGUCAGAGAGCCAGACCACGGUACUGGAAAAGGAUCCAGAGGCUGGGCCCCCAGAGAGAGGACCUUACCUACACCCCAGCAUUCCAAGGCAAGCACCUGCCGAGGCCCGGCACCUGGGGGUGGAGCCGCUGGUACGGGCAUCACGGGCGGAGCUGAUUGGUGUGGCCCCGGGGACCGAGGACAGCCUGUCUCUGGGGAGCGACCCCUACGGCAGUGCCUUCAGCCUGUACCGGGGCCGUGCCCUCUCCCUGCACGUCAACCUCCCCCAUGGUGGAUAUCGAAGGGAUGGUGCCAACAGCAGCAGCAAAACCAACACAGAUAUUCCCCAACGCCCAGUAACCCCCCGAGCAGGGCAAUGCCCAGUCCAGCCACCUGGAACCAGCCAUGGUACCACACCACCUGUGGUUCCUCGCAGAAAACUCUUGAUGCCCAAUGAAUUCCAAGACACGGCAUCAGAGGAACUUGAUGAGAAGUUGAAGCACCCUAAAUCAUCUGGCUACUCUCAGGUUGGCACAGGAGAGUCGCGGCCCCAGACACCACUGAGCGAGGCUUCCAGCCGUGUGUCCAUCCUUCGCCCAUCCCCCAAACUGCCAAGGUCAGGCUCCAAAAUUGUUGACAAGCUCAAAUUUUUUGAAGAGCGGAGGAAAAGUCUGGAGCAGAAUGAUAAUCCUUUUGUAGGCCACACAUGGCAACCCUUACGCAAGUCACGUUCUUUUGACCAGGCUGGUUUUGAUGAUGCCAGUCCCUUCCUCUCAGCUGGCUCUCAUGAAGACCUUCAAGACGAUACUCGUUCAGAACUCGGAGACAUAUUUUCUCGGCGUCGUAUCUUCCAUCAGAAAGCAGCCUCUUUGGAUGAGCGUGGCCGCUUCUCCAGUCAUGUGCAUGACUUGGAACAAAAGUUCACUGCAGAAUUGGGGCGCAUCAAACGCACCGUGUCUCAACAGCAGCUGCGGCGAUCCCAAGAAUUAUUCAAGUCACCCACUGCAAUUACCACCAUUGACUCAUCUGUCCCCAAGGUUCCACCACCACGGAAACGUAAACCAAUGAAAGUUUUCCCAGCUACAGAAAAUGCACACGGUGUACAGCAACUGGUUCUGUCCAGUAUGGGAUUAGUGGGACCCAGGGAUGAACCCAAAAAACCCCAAAAGAUUUUGUCAAGGAAUGCAGCCAUGACUGAGGAGAUGGGAGAACAGAACAGAGGUCAAAAGGAACCGGAACUGAACGGCCAAGAUCUCCGGCACAAGGUGGAGCAGUGUCCACUCUCCCGUGCUGCUCCAGGGGGACAGAAAAACUUGCUGCAAGUUUCAGCUUUAAAUAGCCAGGAUAUCAUGGAUAAAGGCCCUCUGAAUGCAGCAAAAGUCAGCUAUGAAUCGAAGGGUCUAAGCGAAGCCUCACAUGGCCGGAAACGGGAAUCAGGACAGGAUGGACAUUCUCUACCCCGGAUCAAGACAGAAACUGGCCCAGACAGAAGCAAGGCAGGGAUCCAUGGUACAAGUAGAGAAUUCGACAGAAAGAUUGGGAAAGUGGUAGAAAAAAAGGACAAUACAUUGCAACCUCAAGAAGGGAAGAGUGCGCGGAGCAGAGGCAAAGGCCGACGGUCCCGACAAAUAUCACCAGAACCAGAAUCUUCUGAUGAUUCCUACAUCUCAGCGGGUGAAGAUCCCCUGGAGGCUCCCGUCUUUGAAAUCCCAAUCCAUGAUGCAGUUGUCAUAGCUGGGACUGAGGUGCUGUUCAAAUGCAUCGUCACGGGCAACCCUUCUCCACAAGUGUCUUGGCGAAAAGAUGGCAUCCCCUUUCGGAGCAGCACCACUCGUCCCAUCAAAGCAGAGGGCGAACGCCACACUCUGCUGGUUAGGAGUGCCCGCAUGACUGAUGCCGGCCUCUAUACUGUCUGUGCAACCAACGAGGUGGCUGAGACCUGCUGCAGCGCCAUCUUAACCGUGCGGCCAGGUCCCGCAGAGAUCCACAGCCGAUUGAUGCCCCGCCGUGAAGUCAGCAGCCCUGUCACCUCAGAUGAAGAGUACCUGAGCCCUUUGGAAGAGUUCCCUGAGUCGGUCACCCCUCAACACCAUCCUGUUAUGAGAGUACAACCCCGCUCUGAGAUUGGCCCAACUGCAGCACAUGCAGACAUUAACUUCAAGGCUGCACCAUGUUUUGAGAUAGUACUAAAUGACCAGACGGUACUGGAAGGACAAGAUGUGGUCCUGCGCAUUCAAGUGCAAGGAGAGCCCAAACCCAUUGUCCACUGGUUGAAGAACAGGCAUCCCGUAAAAUAUGGACGGCGCAUUUCUGCUGUGGAAGAAGAGGAUGGAUCAUUCUGCCUCCAUAUCCGCAUGGUGGAAUACACAGAUGCUGGCUAUUAUGCCUGCAAGGCCAUAAAUGAAUAUGGCACCAGACAGUGCGAAGCCAAGCUUGAUAUACAAGUGCACCCUGAAACACACUCCCUGGCAGUGCUGACCCCGCUGCAGGACGUGGUGGUGGGGGCUGGGGAUGCAGCGAUCUUCGAAUGCCUGGUUGCUGGCCCAUCGGAUGUGGAUGUGGACUGGCUGUGGCGGGGGCGCCUUCUGCAGCCUGCCCUGCUCCAGUGCAAGAUGCAUUUUGACGGGCGCAAGUGCAAGCUGCUGCUUACCUCUGUGCAUGAAGAUGAUAGUGGUAUCUACACAUGCAAGUUAAGCACAGCUAAAGAUGAGCUGACCUGCAGUGCCAAACUAACAGUGUGGCCUUCACGCCAUCCCCUUUUCACCCGCAAACUGGAAACUGUGGCUGUGGUGGAAGGACGAACAGCACGGCUUGACUGCAAGAUCAGUGGGGAGCCCCCACCAACCAUCGUUUGGACCCACUUUGGCCAGCCUGUACAAGAGGGGGAAACCAUGCGUAUACAGCAAGACGGGGGUCUGCACUCUCUGGUCAUCCUGCAUGUGAGCUCCGAGGAUGAGGGUCAGUACGGGGUGAGUGCCAGCAACAAGCACGGCCGAGCUGAGUGCACCGCAGAGCUGUAUGUGGAGGAGCCGCGGCCAGCAGCUAGCUCCCAGAUUUCCAAGCUAGAAAAGAUGCCAUCUAUCCCUGAAGAACCAGAACAAGGGGAGGGUGAAGUUGAACGCUUCACCAUGCCGGACUUCUUGCGACCGCUGCAUGAUCUGGAUGUGGUGGAAUCUAAAGAAGCUGUGCUAGAGUGUCAAGUGGCUGGUCUUCCUUAUCCAACCAUUACCUGGUUCCACAAUGGGCGGCGCAUCGAGAGCUCUGAGGACCGCCGAAUGACACAGUAUAAGGAUGUACACCGUUUGGUCUUCAACUCUGUCAAUCAUGCCCAUGCUGGAGUGUAUAAAAGUGUUAUUGCCAACAAAGUGGGCAAAGCCACCUGCUAUGCUCACCUCUAUGUCACGGAUGUGGUACCCACACCUCCUGAUGGUCCACCAACUAUAGCAGCUGUCACUGGCAGAGGUGUCACACUGAACUGGAAUGCGCCAAAGUGGCUGGAUUCAGCUAUUGACCCUGCCUCUGUCACCUAUAUUCUCCAGCAGCAGAUCCUGGGGUCCAGCCACUGGACUGUUGUUACUACAGGCUUGCAUCAAACCAGCCAUACCAUUCUGGCUCUAAAGAAAAACAUUUACUAUAUGUUCCGUGUACUCACAGCAACGGCUAAGGCUAACAGCAAGCCUUCUCCACCCACAGAACCAGUGCAGCUCCUAGAUCAUGGUCCGUAUAUGGCAGAGGCCCCUAUAAUCUUGGACAAGCCAGAUGUGGUAUAUGCAGUAGAGGCACAGUCGGCUUCCAUCACUAUAACUCUCAACCAUGUUGAGGCUGUUGUCACCUGGAGGAGGGCUGGCAUGGUGCUCAAGGAUGGUGAUCCCAACUGUGAGAUGAGCAUGCCUGAUGAUGAUCAGCACACCUUGCGAUUCCUCCGGGUGGGAAGGGGGGAUGUGGGGGAAAUAACCUGCGAGGUGAGCAACCAGCAUGGAUAUGAUCAUGGCUUCAUCAGGAUGGAGCUGGCAGAGGCACCACGUUUUGAAACAAUCAUGGAAGAUAUCGAAGUUGGAAUAGGUGAAACACCACAGUUCGCAGUGGUAGUAGAAGGCAAACCACUUCCAGAUAUUAUGUGGUACAAGAAUCAGGUGCUCCUGGCUGAAAGUAACCACCUGAGCUUCGUAUAUGAGGAAAGUGAAUGCUCUUUAGUUGUGCUGAACACAACAGAGCAGGACAGUGGAGUCUACACAUGUACUGCACGCAACCUGGCUGGAGAAGUGUCUUGCAAGGCUGAACUUGUGGUUCAUGCAGCCAUACCAGAUUCGGAUGCUGCACAAGCAGAAGAAGAGUCACACAUAGCCCGCCGUCUUGCUGACUAUUAUGAUGCCCAUGAGGAGAUCUGCAGGGGAGCCUUCUCAUACAUUCGGCGAGUGACCCAGAAAAGCACCGGCUUGGCUUUUGCUGCAAAGUUCAUCCCAUGCCGGGCCAAAGCCAAAAAAUCAGCCCGUCGUGAGCUGGGCAUUUUAGCUCAGUUGGACCAUGAACGUAUUGUGUACUUCCAUGAUGCCUUUGAGAAGAGGAAUGCCCUCAUCAUCAUUACUGAGCUCUGCACUGGAGACGAACUGCUUGAGCGCAUUGCGAGGAAGUCCUCUGUGAGUGAAUCUGAAAUUCGCUGCUACAUGAGGCAGAUCCUGGAGGGAAUUUGUUAUCUCCACCGCAAUGGCAUCUUACAUCUUGACAUUAAGCCUGAAAACCUACUGCUGGCUGAACCUGGCAGUGAUCAGGUGAGAAUCUGUGACUUUGGCAAUGCCCAGGAACUGACUCCAGAUGAACCGCAGUAUUGCAAAUAUGGCACCCCUGAAUUUGUUGGUCCCGAGAUUGUCAGCCAGAGUCCUGUGUCCGUGGUCACCGAUGUCUGGCCUGUGGGAGUCAUGACCUAUUUAUGUCUCACAGGGAUCUCCCCAUUUGUGGGUGAAAAUGACAAGACCACACUCAUGAACAUCCGCAACUACAAUGUGGCCUUUGAGGAGAGCAUGUUCACAGGACUGACCAGGGAGGCCAAAGGCUUUGUUAUCAAAGUGCUGGUUAACGAUCGCCUGAGGCCUAAUGCAGAGCAGACCCUGGAGCAUCCCUGGUUCAAGACACUGGCCAAGGGCAAGAGUAUCAGCACAGAUCAUCUCAAACUGUUCAUAUCUCGCAGGAAGUGGCAGCGCUCCCAAAUUAGCUAUAAGUGUAACAUGGUGCCACGACCUAUCCCUGAGCUUCUAGAGGACACAUCCACACACUUAUCUAUUGCUGUGCCACGUCUCCUAAAGGAAACAUCAGUCCUAUCCUCUUCUUCAGAUUCUGAUGAUCCUGAAGAGCUGCCCUAUAUUCCUAUGCCCCAUCAGCCUGAAUUUUCUGGUUCCCGGAUGUCCCUGACUGAGAUUCCCACAGAGGAGGAGUCUGUGGGUCCAGAUGGGGCUGUGACGGAGGAGGAUACAUCCAUGGAUUGGCAGGAUGUAGAGCAGAGAGGAACUAAGAGAAAGGAAGAUGUAGAGUCAUCCGUGAGGAAACAUAAGAGUAAGGUGCCCCAAAAACGUUCCACAGAGGCUGAAGCGCUGGGCUCUUUUGAAGAGGAGACUAGUGAUGCCCAGAAAAGGCCAGAGAAAAGGAGGGCACUGAAGAAAGGCUCCAGCCUGGAGUCUCCAGAUGCUUCUGACAAAGCCUCACAGAAGGCGGGAUUGCGCCGCGGCAGUUCUGCAGAUAGUGCCCUUUUGCUCAACCUUCCCUCAGAUGAAGCUGAGUCCCUCUCGCGUCCAAUCUUGACCAAAGCUUCCUCCAUGGAGCUGCCCCGUCGCAGCCCCAGCCCUGGCACAUUGUAUCAUAGGAAAGGUGGCCUCCCUGAGGAAGAAUAUGCUCAGCGCCUGGAGCUCAUGCGCCAGCGCUUACUGCGAGGCAGUCCUGUGGACGGCAAACUGAGUGGCUUGCGGGGGCCCCUGUUGGAGACCCUUGGCCUUGAGAAGAAGGUCCCGAGGCCUCCCCGGUUAGAAAAACAGCUGUCCCCAGGGCAUAAGAUAGUGCGUGCAGCCUCUACUGAGACAGCCCCACAGCAUUUGCCCCCAGAGGGGCGUCUCCUCCAAAAGAGUAGCUCCUUCAGCCAGGGUGAUGGGGAGCCUGUCAUCCUGCACCGGCGUUCUGGGGCACCAUUGGAAAUCCCCUUGGUCCAGGCAGAGACUCAGAAAUUAAAAGAGACCCCAUCCCUCUCAGCACUGAAUGAGUCCCGGCCACACACACCACAUGAAGCUGUCUCCAAAGUAUCCAGCCUCGAGAUGGAGGUAGGAACUAAGUCCCUCACUAGGUCUAGCCUGAGAAGACCUAUCCCCAGACAAUCUGAGGAGAAGCCAUCAGCCAGAUUUGCCAAACCUGAUGCUCCAGUGGCUGGGAAAGCCAUGAGCUCCAAACGGGAAUCAAUACCAUCUAGGCAAAUCUCACCCAUCCCCGGCAGCUCUGCUCCAAAACGUUCUGCUUAUGCUGAUGUCAUGAAGUCUUUGACUGGUGAAUCUUCCCAAAGCCCUCAGAAAGAGACCGCUGAACCUUCCAUUGUUGCUCCUGAAGGCGUGCCUCAGCAAUCCCCCACAGAAAUGCCACCCUCUGCUGUGGUCCCCAGCAAAGAGAAAGAGCUUCCCUCCUCCUCAUCCCAGCAUAUUGCGGACAUUGACUCUGAAGAAGUCUUUGAAGCCAAAUUCAAGAGAGGCAGGGAAGGCUCCUUCAGCAGAGGCUAUAAGCUAAUCUCCAGAUCUGAGGAGCGGCACCUGGCCAAGCCCCUGGUGCAUGAAGAAGGCAUUUAUCGGCCAGGACCAGUGGGGGCUCCGCUAGAAUUUUCCAAGUCUCCAGCCCCCAAGCAGCUAGGCGCACGCUCUCGUUCAGUACAGGACCUGCAUGAAGUGGAGAAGGAAGGAGGCUUCAUCCGCAGAAUGUCGAUGCGCCUGCGUCGCACUCCCCCUGCUGAGAGAAAGAAGGUCAAGGAGGAGGACACAGGGGGUAUGAGCCAGGGGCGCAGAUCUUCAUGGGGCUUGGCUUCCAAGGACAAAAAGGACACAGAGGGCCAGCAAUCCAAGCCUGGCUCCAGUGAAUCCCCUGUCAUGGCCGUACGCCGCAAGAUUGGAAGUAAAGUAGGCCGCCUCUCCACACAUCUACGUAGCCACUCACAGCAACAGGCUGAUGACGACCAGCCGGUUGCUACUGGCGACUGUGUCCAGCAGCUUGAGAAGAGAGCUCCCUUUCUCUCUCAGAUACGCCGUGCAACCUCUGAGGGUGAAAACUUGCGUCAGGUGGGCAUCCCACAGAACCAGUUGGCAGCCCAGUCUGCUAAGGUCCCCUCCACAGAAUCGUUCCAGUAUGAGUCGUCUACAGGCAAUGUUUCCAGUGAUGGCCAACGCCGCAGCUCUCGUUGGGAACGCUGGAGUUUAUCCCGUACCAAGAAGGACAAGGUGGCCUCUCAGCCCAACCUCCCUGCCAGCCUGAGAGGGGAAGGUGUUGUUAUUGUCAGUCAACCUUACAUGCUCAGUGAAUCGGACUUCCCUCCUGUCUUCCACAUAAAAUUAAAGGACCAGGUAUUGUUGGAGGGAGAGGCAGUGCAACUUUGCUGCCUUCCUGCUGCCAGCCCUGCCCCUUGCAUUCUGUGGAUGAAAGAUAAACGUGCCUUGGUUUCAGAGGGAGUUCUUAAUAUUGUGGCAUGUAAAGAUGGCCGUCAACUGCUUACCAUUUCCAAAGUCUCCAAGAAGGACGCAGGCUUGUAUGAAUGUAAUGCUACAAAUGCCUUGGGCACUGCAACUAGUUCCUGCACCAUUGCUGUGGCACAUCUUCCUGGGAGACCAGGCACUCCAGAAAUUCCUCAAAAGUACAGGAACACAGUCCUGGUGCUGUGGAGGCCAGCAGACACUCAGGCGCCCGGCUGCUCAUACACACUGGAAUGCAAGAUAGAUGGAGAACAUGAUUGGAAAACAAUUAACUCAGGCAUUGCUGACUGCUACUUCAAUGCAACAGAUCUUCCUGUUGGAAACACCAUCAAGUUUCGUGUUGCCUGUGCCAACAAGGCUGGACAAGGCCCAUACAGCAACCCUUCGGGGAAAGUAUUCAUUGAGGGUGCAGAACCCACAGCUUCCCAUUCAGGUCUUCCUGCCAAGAGGAAUAGAACAGCUUCUACCAGGUCUACUCAGACACUUCCUGAUCAGACGCCCCAGCCAAUGAUGAAAAGCACAGGUCCUCUGUUGACCUCCGAGCCAGUUUUAGGAGAGGUUCCUCCUGGGCCACAAGAGAUUCAAGUCAGUGAGGAGGCAUCUAUGGCUUCAGAGAAAGAAAAACUCCCAAUUACAGCUCUCCUUCCAUCUUCCCAGGAUUCCUCCUCUUUGGAAGAUCCAUCCAUGACAAAGGCCCCUUUCCCAGAAUCAAGAUUAAAGCCUUCCAGGACAGCAUCUUCCCUCACCACCCAAAACGUCUCAACUACCACCAAAGGUUUGCUUGCCCCAACAUCAUCCCCUGAUUCUUCUCUCUCCACGUUCUCCCCAGUCCAGCCUGCACUUCCAACGUCCACAGUGGACUCGCCAGGGACCAUCACUCCUAAAACUGUGCCAUAUGUUGCCACCUCUUUUGUUUCCAUCCCAUCAAGACCACCUGUCCCAACAGAUGAUGCUCCCAGCCCCUCAGUCACCCCUACCACAGAGGAAAUGCCUUCACACACACGUUUUCUAAGGCGGAACCUUUCCUCCAGUAAGGAUACUAGUAGUGGAGCCCGGGGUAGUCUUACUUCAAAAGAUGAAUCCGCAUUGCGCCAAGGAGUUCCUCAAAAACCUUACACCUUCUUGGAUGAGAAAGCGAGAGGCCGUUUUGGAGUGAUCCGGGAGUGUAAGGAGAAUGCCACAGGCAAGCGUUUUAUGGCCAAAAUUGUACCCUAUGAGGCAGAAAGCAAGCAAAAUGUCCUGCAGGAGUAUGAGAUCCUUAAGGGCCUUCACCAUGAACGCAUCAUGACCCUCCAUGAAGCCUAUAUUACUCCUCGCUACCUGGUGCUGAUAGCAGAAUAUUGCACUGGGAAAGAGAUCCUCUUCCACCUUGUUGACAGGUUCCGAUACUCAGAGGAUGAUGUGGUGGGGUAUAUAACGCAGAUCCUUCAAGGUCUAGAAUACCUUCAUGGACGACAUAUCAUUCACCUUGACCUGAAGCCUGAGAACAUCCUUGUUUCCACCACAAACUCAAUAAAAAUUAUUGACUUUGGUAGUGCCCAGACGUACAAUCCAAUGGUUUUGCGACAGCUAGGGCGCCGUGUUGGCACUUUAGAAUACAUGGAGGAGCAAGAUGUUGAAAUUGCAUUAGUCGUGCCUUAUUUCUGUUGCAAAUUCUGGCUGUUUCCUGUUUGGGUUCAAUAUCAGAGCGCACAAUUUAUACAAAUCAGGUGUCAAAUGCAGGCUGAGAUUAUCUCCAGGAGCCGUCCGACUCUCAAGGAUUGCUUUGCCAAUCCGUGGCUCCAGGAUGCCUAUCUCAUGAAGUUACGGCGUCAAACCCUCACUUUCACCACAAGUCGCCUGAAAGAGUUCUUGGUGGAGCACCAGCGUCGGCGCAAUGAAGUGGCUACCAAGCACAAGGUCUUAUUGCGCUCCUACCAUGGCGCUAGCAGCCACAUGCCCUAG
Molecule: messenger RNA, 10023 nt
Organism: Thamnophis sirtalis
Lineage: Eukaryota; Metazoa; Chordata; Lepidosauria; Squamata; Natricidae
Source: RefSeq, a predicted model, not a curated record